AUGAUAGCGCUUCAAAAUUUACCUUUUAGCUUUGUGGAAGGACUUGGAUUUCGUCGUCUCAUACAAGAGUUAGCACCGAAGUAUAAUUUUAGGGGACGAAAUUUUUUUACUGAUUUCGUGUGCAAUGAGCUAUACAUAAAACUUGCUGCAAAAGUUAAAGAAUUAAUUGAAAAAUAUGAUUAUAAGUCGUUCACUACUGAUAUUUGGACAGAUCCCAGCUCAGGCGUUUCUUUGCUUAGCCUAACUUGCCACGGAGUAUCAGAAAACUUUGAACGAUCGUCAAUUGUGUUAAAAUGCGAAACUUUUGAUGACCGUCAUACUGGUGAUAUCAUUGCAGAAAAAUUUAACACAAUGCUUGCUGAAUGGAAUAUUUCAAAUGAAAAAGUGCAUUGCAUGAUACGAGAUGAAGGCUCUAAUAUGAAAAGAGGGAUGCGAUUAGCAUUGCUAAAUGAUUUAGAUUGUACCGUUCAUAAGUUACAAAUCGUUAUACGGCAUGGUUUACGAUCGCAGGAAUGCAUAGAAGCCGUCAAACAAAAAUGUAAGAAAAUUACUUCUCAUUUUAACCAUUCCACCAUUGCUCAAAAGCAACUUGAAAAAAUUCAAGACAGACUUAAUCAAUCACAUCUUAAAGUAUUCCAGGAUUGUGUGACGCGCUGGAACAGCACAUUCUACAUGUUUGAGCGUUUUAUGAAGAUAAAAGAUGCAUUAAGUCUUUAUGCCAAUGAUCAUAAUAUUGAAUCAAUUUUGCCUGAAGAGUGGAAAGUAAUAGAAUGCUGUCUUGAAGUAUUGAAACCGUUUGAAGAAGCCACUCCGAAAUUUUCUUCUUUGGAAGAUAACAACUUAUAUGCAAUUUCCACAUAUUUAGAUCCUCGCUAUAAGCAUAAAUUUUUCAAACCAGUCACCGAAGAAAAAAUAAAAGAUGAAAUAAUAAAGAUGGUGAAUGAUCCUGUCGUGCCUGAUUCUCCUAAGUCGCCGGCGGAAAAAACAAAAAGAAUGAGAAUGGGAGAUUCUCUCGAUCCUGAACCAGGAACAUCCAGUAAUGAGUAA
Bombyx mandarina (wild silkworm) is the source of this 1047-nucleotide messenger RNA. RefSeq names its product zinc finger BED domain-containing protein 4. The record is from RefSeq and is a predicted model, not a curated record. Lineage: Eukaryota; Metazoa; Arthropoda; Insecta; Lepidoptera; Bombycidae.